CCUCUCGGCCCGGGUGCUAGGGACCGCGGCUGGCCGAGGGGGAGGUGCGGGUGGGUGGAAGGGACAGGCCUGGGCGGCGCUCGGGGGUUGGGACCAGUUCGCGCACCCAUUCAAGCGGCAGGACGCACUUGUCCUAGCAGUUCUCGCCGACGGAGCUAGCUGCGUUUUCUGCGGUCCCGCAUCCGGAGCGUCUCUGCAAACGCCCUGGCGGCCGUCCCCAUCAUGCCUAGCCUUUGGGAUCGCUUCUCGUCGUCGUCCUCCUCCUCGUCGUCCUUGCCCCGAACCCCCACCCCCGAUCAGCCGCCGCGCUCAGCCUGGGGGUCGGCGGCCCGGGAAGAGGGGCUUGGCCGCUGCGCGAGCCUGGAGAGCUCGGACUGCGAGUCCCUGGACAGCAGCAACAGUGGCUUCGGGCCGGAGGAAGACUCGGCGUACCUGGAUGGGGUGUCCCUGCCCGACUUCGAGCUGCUCAGCGACCCCGAGGAUGAGCACUUGUGUGCCAACCUGAUGCAGCUGCUGCAGGAGAGCCUGUCCCAGGCGCGGCUGGGCUCGCGGCGCCCUGCGCGCCUGCUGAUGCCCGGCCAGCUGGUGAGCCAGGUGGGCAAGGAGCUGCUGCGCCUGGCCUACAGCGAGCCGUGCGGCCUGCGGGGGGCGCUGCUGGACGUCUGCGUAGAGCAAGGCAAGAGCUGCCAUAACGUCGGCCAGCUGGCCCUCGACCCCAGCCUGGUGCCCACCUUCCAGCUGACCCUCGUGCUGCGCCUGGACUCCCGCCUCUGGCCCAAGAUCCAGGGGCUGUUCAGCUCCGCCAACUCGUCGUUCGUCCCCGGCUUCAGCCAGUCCCUGACGCUGAGCACGGGCUUCCGAGUCAUCAAGAAGAAGCUGUACAGCUCGGAGCAGCUGCUCAUCGAGGAGUGUUGAACUCGGGUCCGGGGGGUGCCGACCCUGUCCCCACGGCAGGGACGACUGAACUUUUGAGGUGGACAUGGGCACGCAGGAGCCGAGGGACUGAGGCCUAUCGUUUGAAAACUGACGACAGCCACCUGAGGGGAGGAGGGUGGAGGUGGUGGGGCACAUCGCGUUUCCAUGGAAGCUCCCAGAGAUGUGCAGGUGGCUCCCAGCUGGGGGUAUGUGCCCCUCAGUACUGUAGCAUGAAACAAAGGCCUAGGGGCCAACCGGGCUUCUGGCUGGAUCUGUAUGUAGCAUGUACUUUAUUAUUUUUAUUGUUACUGACAGUUAAGAGGACAGUGGUGUGACAGAGCCAGGUGAGCAGCUGGGCUGCACUGGCCUUUGCAAGGGGGUGUGUGCUCCUGGUAGCGGCCCUGGUGGGAGGGGGGAGGUCAAGGUAGUUCGUGUAUUUCAUGGUCUCAAGGGGCCAGAUGUGUUCUUUGUUUUUGUAUCUUUUGUUUUGUUUUUUGAUCAGAGCUUCACUACUGACCUGUCCUAGGCAGCUAUCUUACAGACGCAUGAAUGUAAGAGGAGGAAGGGGUGGGUGUUGGGAUCACUUGGGGAUCUUUGACACUUGAAGAAAAAAAUACACCUGGGAGCUGCGUUUGCCCAUCCCCCAAUGUGUGCUGAGGAGUUGAGCUGUGAGGGGAUGGGGCUGAGUGGGGUGGGGGCUGGAACCCCUCCCCCCCAAGGAGUGCCAUCUGGGUCUUCCAUCUAGAACUGUUUACAUGAAGAUACUCGCUGUUCAUGAAUACACUUGAUGUUCAAGUAUUAAGACCUAUGCAAUAUUUUUUACUUUUCUAAUAAAAAAAAGUGUUUGUUAAAA
Messenger RNA from Canis lupus familiaris (dog), 1768 nucleotides. It is a transcript of the gene DDIT4, whose product is annotated as DNA damage inducible transcript 4. NCBI's taxonomy places the organism in Eukaryota, Metazoa, Chordata, Mammalia, Carnivora, Canidae. Gene Ontology annotation, molecular function: 14-3-3 protein binding. The coding region runs from base 223 to 915 and encodes 230 amino acids. Gene Ontology annotation, cellular component: cytoplasm. The transcript has 3 exons. Gene Ontology annotation, biological process: response to hypoxia; apoptotic process; negative regulation of TOR signaling. The record is from RefSeq and is a predicted model, not a curated record.